Molecule: messenger RNA, 714 nt
Organism: Lathyrus sativus (Indian pea)
Lineage: Eukaryota; Viridiplantae; Streptophyta; Magnoliopsida; Fabales; Fabaceae
Source: the annotation of a GenBank genome assembly
AUGAAACAAAUGGGUGGUUCCCUAUUUUAUCUUCACAUUAUUGUUUCAUUACUUUUCCUUUUCAUGCUCUUGCUAGAACCAGUCUAUGGCACCAAAAAGUGUUAUAUUGUAUACUUGGGAGCACAUUCUCAUGGUCCUAACCCUACAUCUCUUCAACUUGAAAUUGCUACCAAUUCUCAUUAUGAUUUACUAAGUUCAACUUUGGGCAGUGAGGAGAAAGCAAAAGAAGCAAUCAUUUAUUCAUAUAACAAACACAUCAAUGGCUUUGCUGCUCUACUCGAAGAGGAACAAGCAGCACAUAUUGCAAAAAAAACAAAUGUAUUGUCUGUGUUCUUGAGCAAAUCUCAUAAACUGCACACUACUCGGUCAUGGGAAUUUCUUGGACUGCACAGAAAUGGUAACACUGCAUGGCAAAAAGGAAGAUUUGGUGAAAAUACAAUAAUUGCAAACAUUGACACCGGUGUUUGGCCGGAAUCCAAGAGCUUCAGCGACAAAGGAUUUGGCCCCAUACCAUCGAAAUGGCGUGGGGGCAAAGCUUGUCAAAUUAGACAAUUUGGCAAACUCAAGAAAAAUCCUUGCAACAGGAAGCUAAUUGGAGCCAGAUUCUUCAGCAAUGCUUAUGAAGCAUAUUAUGGCAAGCUUCACCCGUCGUUACUCACCGCACGCGACUUUGUAGGCCACGGAACUCACACUCUAUCAACAGCGGGUGUGUAA